AUGUCGAACGUCCAGGCCGCGAAGCCGGAGCAUGCGGAUCUUUCUGGUAAGGCCAGACAAACGUGGCGAUUCCGCCUUGCCUGUGUGCAGACCAUCUAUCUCGACUUCGAGUAUGCUGUCGCCGAGCGUACCGACCAAAUUAUGUGGUUGGUGCAUACUAGUAUCAACAACGAAUAUCGAAAAGCCCUGGUUCGCCUCCGACACCUGGCGCAAAACUCGGACAAGCAAAAGACCGACAAGACAGCCAACGAAAAGCGCAUUGGCGACAAGGACAAGAACAAGAGAGAGAAACAAACCACCCCGAAGCAGAAGGGUGACAAGCGCAAUGUGGAGCGACGGAAGUUUGGGGACAAGUAUCUGGGCUUUCUACAUGUUGCUCAGGAGUUCUACAAAGGUUAUGUCCAGCGCCUCUCUGCACGAUACGACAUCCCCGAAUUGAAGCGUAUUGCUCAAGGCGUCGAGGUGGACGGAUCCCCCAGUAGCGAUGUCAUCAGUCCCGUACCCGAUUCGAUCUAUCCGCUGGUCAUCAAUUCAUGCCACUUCACUCUCAUCUGUCUCGGCGACCUGGCGCGUUAUCAGGUUCAGUCAGGCUUGAAGAAGUCGAGCUAUAAGGUUGCACUGGCCUAUUACAGUCUUGCUCACGAUUUGAAACCCGAUUCCGGUUUCCCGUUCCACCAGAUGGGCAUGAUAAGCCUCGAGGAAGGCAAAGAUUUAGAUAUCCUUUACUACUUUUACCGCAGCAUCGCAACAGCUGAUCCUCAUCCCAACGUGAAGCAGAAUCUUGAGUCCAAGUUCAAGAGCUAUUUCCAGCCCGAUAAGAACCCGCCUAAGAAGCAAGCACGUGGACCAAGUGAUGCAUUCGUCACCUGGUUUACUAAGCUUCAUGCUUCCUUCUAUAGGGAUGAGACCAUGGCGGGCAGCGGUGAACUUGAAAGGGAAGUCCUUCAUCGGCUUGAUAUGGCUUCCAAAAACCCUGACUAUUCCGAGGUUCUGUUCAGGAUGUCCCUGAUCAACAUGUCGAGCUACUUCAUCGCCACUCAGAAAUAUACUGAGGCACAAACGCAGGCAGCUUCACGUUUUUGUCACCAUACUUUGCGUAUCAACGCUCAAUUCAUUCUUGCGUUUUGUUCGGCACUCACUUCUGAGCUCACCAAUAUUGUCGGCCGCGAGAACCCUGGUUCCGAGGACCCGGCAACAGCCAAAUCAUCCCCCGUGACCGAGGCGCUUCUACCUCUGCUUCGUAUAUACGGCAUGUGGCUGGCUGCACGUCGCCAGGAAAUAUUCGCGGCUGGUAAAGCUCUUGGAACCGUACUGCCAGAUAUGAUGAAGGCCAUUUCAAAGGUACUGUCAUUACUGUGCAACGAAACAUAUACCCAGGAAAACCUGGCCUCAUGCCCGUACCUUCUCGCGGAGGAUGUCCAGACCCAAGGUCUGCUUCCCCUUGCCCCGGACCAGGUUCCACAAGCUUGCCGAUCCUACUUUUCUGAGAGCGGUGGCUUGAAGCCAAGACUGCCAUCCCCAGAGAGACGAAUCGGCACUUUCCAGGAGACACUGGCAAGAAUCUUGGACAUACUGCGAUGCGCCUACUUCCUGGCCGAGGACGACUUGUGCCCUCUUGCCGCCCAUGUCUCUGAGAACGGCCUUGCUUUUGAGUACAAGGAGAAGUCUGCCGCGAACGAAGAUACUUCCCAACAGAUGUCUAUCGUGAGUUCUCCUGCACGGGAAUCCCAAAGCAACAUCAAGACCGCCAGUCGACAUCGCACCGGCUCGGACAACACGCAAACAGGGAAUCGACUUGCGUCCAGGGCGGACGCGAAGAGGGCUUUUGUUGCACCUAUCGAGACACAGCCUCCCCAUGAGCAGUCCGUACCUGACGAUGCUGAUAAUACUGUUAUCAACAUGCUCGCUCCUUUCCUAAGGCCCCCUACCCCUGAACAGGCACAAUCUGGUCUCCGCUCCACUGAUGAGACCUCAUACGGAAUGCAUAGCACAACUGCAAACGAGGUCUUUGGAAUGCUUCAGGCUGACGUCAGCCCCACGACAGGCUCCAUGCCCUCUGGCAAGUUUGAACCUCUUCCCUGGGACUGGGUAUACACCCCGACACCCCAUAAGGGUAACGAUACCUCGGUCUUAUACAAGGAUGCUUUCGAAGCCCCCAUUAGUCCCAACUUUUCUACAAUGAAAACGUCACGAACUGUCAGCGCAUUUGAUGACCCUUUUGCCAACUCCACCCCUCAGCUACCCACCAUGCCGACUCCCCGAGCUGGCAGUGGCAUGAUAGCCAGCCCUCGUGUUAGCUCAGCUGCCGAAGAGGCCCAUCGCAACAACUUGCUUCAAACUUUCGGUAGCUCCGCCCCUCGUACUUCUGUGUCCAGCCAAUGGGGCCAUGACCACAACCGCACAUCCAUCGAGACAGCACCUCAAUUCUAUGGUCACCAUGGCUACGCUACGUCUUCCUCUUUGUCUGCGUUUUCGCACCCAAGCAGUUUGUAUCAAGGCACACCUGCCAAUGGGGCUGCUUUCGGCAUGCCGACUGGAGUUGGCUAUAUGGACACGAGCCGCUACGAUCGCAAUCACAUUCAGGACCCUGCACCAUCCUCGUCGGGCCGACGUUUUCAGAUGGAUGAAACGACAUCGAGCUAUGAUGCUGCCAUUCUACAAGCUGCUUUUUAUAGCAAUAAGUAG
Molecule: messenger RNA, 2685 nt
Organism: Fusarium fujikuroi IMI 58289
Lineage: Eukaryota; Fungi; Ascomycota; Sordariomycetes; Hypocreales; Nectriaceae
Exons: 3
Coding region: 1-2685 (894 amino acids)
Biological process (GO): nuclear-transcribed mRNA catabolic process, nonsense-mediated decay
Cellular component (GO): telomerase holoenzyme complex
Molecular function (GO): telomerase RNA binding; telomeric repeat DNA binding; protein binding
Source: RefSeq, a predicted model, not a curated record